AUGAAUUCUUCGGAGUCGCUGGGAUCGUCAGACCACACUGUGUUUAUGGCUUUGGUCCCUGUGCUGGUUCAAUGCUUCGGCUUGAUUAUUCUUGGAUUCGUGGCAGGACAGUUUAAGCUUCUAACCGGAGCACAAGUAAAGGGUUUGGGUGUUUACGUGACAACGUUUGCAUUGCCGGCAAUUUUCUUCACCGUUAUGGUUACGAUCGACUUUUCAGAUGUUGACUGGAAUGUUGUUCUCGCCGUGUCUCUCGGUAAAUUAGCUAUCUUCCUUUUCUCCAUGGGAAUUGUUCUCGUAAUUUCUCGAGGCAGGUCCAUUGGGUUGGCAGGAAUUUUGGCAAUUUUCACCUCUCAAUCAAACGAUGUUGCCCUAGCCUAUCCAGUGCUCAGACUUCUGUACCCGGAUCUAGCAUCCUACAUCUACCUCUUUGCACCGGCUCAACUGGUCAUUUUGAAUCCUUUUGCCUACUUUGCAUUGGAAUGGCAUAGAACACAGGAGAAAGCAGCGGUCCAUUCGGUGUUCCGACACGUGAUCUCGAAUCCGCUCUUUUUCAUGACAGCUAUCGGGGUGUUUUUCAAUUUUCUUCUCAAGCACAAACUACCCAGCAUAGUGGAGGGUUUUUUCAAGGAUUUGGGGGCGUCGUUUAGUGCCACAGCCCUGUUCUACCUCGGUUUCAGCAUGGUUGGAAAGUUGAGCGCCAUUGACCGUCGUGGAGUCUACACGCUUGUCUUCAUUCUGAUAGGCAAGGUGCUCAUCUCGCCUUUCAUAACCCGCGAAAUCGCGGUUCUCCUGUUGGCCCAUCAGCCUCUCAAUUCGUCGGUCCCGAAGUCGAGUUUUGCCUUCCUCUACGCAGCAGCUCCGACCGCCCCUCCCGUCUUCCUCUUCUCUGCCAAAUUUGGCAUAAUUCCUGAAGUGGUGCGUGUCCCUUCCGCAAGUGCACUCUCAGUUCAUGCAUGCACCGCUGCAGACACUCGUUCUGCCUCUUGA
Molecule: messenger RNA, 987 nt
Organism: Mesocestoides corti
Lineage: Eukaryota; Metazoa; Platyhelminthes; Cestoda; Cyclophyllidea; Mesocestoididae
Source: the annotation of a GenBank genome assembly